This is a messenger RNA of Aspergillus lentulus, 1473 nucleotides long. RefSeq lists its product as uncharacterized. Gene Ontology annotation, biological process: regulation of DNA-templated transcription. NCBI's taxonomy places the organism in Eukaryota, Fungi, Ascomycota, Eurotiomycetes, Eurotiales, Aspergillaceae. The record is from RefSeq and is a predicted model, not a curated record. Gene Ontology annotation, molecular function: DNA-binding transcription factor activity.
AUGUCGCACACUUCACCGGCUUCUGAACCGUUGAAGGACGAUUCUCUCCGCACAGACUCAUGCACCUUGUCCGAAAAGAAGCGGCCUCGUGUAGACGAUAAUUCUCACUCGUCCGAGGUCCGUGAUCUCGUGCGUCCUCGGCCGCUCUCAUGGCGCCCUUCUGCUCCAGUGGAGCCCCCGUUGCAAGCUGCCCAACUUCGUUCUAUUGGAGUGCUCUCCAUCCUGAAUUCCCCCACAAAAUCUGCUCCUCCUUGUCUGGUACCUUCGGGAGGAGAUAACCUGAGUCUGACGAGACAUCAGUCAUCUGUCCCUCCAUCUCCUUCUGCACCUGCUUCUCAUGUCCGACUGCAUUCAUCGCCUACGCUUCGUCUGGCUUCUCCGUCGAUACAUCCUGCCAAACGGCGUUCACUCUCCCCUGGGUCGGUGAACCGUCAGAUUCUCUCGCCUCUCUCCCCCACAUCUCGGUUUGUCAGAGCCGGAGGGCCGUAUGCUAGGAAACACAGUGCUAUACAAUCUCCCCUGGCUCAGGAGUCACGGCCGGGACUGUAUCGGUUGUCCUCUGGGUCGCCUCUGCCGUUGGAAAAUGCUACAGUGAACCCGAACCAUGGACCCGAAACCAUGGCCCCAGUCCCCGUUUCCGUCCACUCCACCCCAACCUUCCACAGUCGGGGGACGAGCGUGAAUCCGACCCCUACUCCCAGCUCCCAAGAGAGGAGCCCCACGACGCCUCUUUCCAUCCAUGGUCCGCUCGGUCGAUCAUCACCAGCAAUCGCGGGGAUGCCCGUCCCACAAUCUGCACCAUCAUUCGCUAAUCACCAGGUAUAUGGAAUGUCAGAACCGGUCAGUCGGUUGCCGUCAGUUGUCGGUGAUAGGCCGGCAGGAGACGAGCAACCCACGAUGGGAGGAACUACAAAUGCCCCACCUCUGCCUGGGAUGAUCCCCUGUAUUUUGGACCUCAAGUCCGGGUCAUCCAGCCAGGCAGAGAAGCGAAAAGCAAACAGCGAUGCCUCGAGAAGGUUCCGCAAUCGGAAGAGAAAUGAGAUGCAGAUGGAGCAGAAGAUUACGGCACAACAGGACGAGAUCCGGAAGCAGCAGGAGGCACUGCACAAACAGGCGCAGGAGAUUCGGGAGCUGAUGCAGCAACGCGAUUAUUAUCGAUCCGAGCGGGACUUUUACCGAGAGCAUGUCACCCGCCUCGUACCGCCGGGGCAGCUUCCACUGCGGCCCCCGUCUCCUCCUGUGUACCGUUCGAUUCCGGAGCGGGAAGCUGAGACAACGUGGUCCGCUGCAGAGGCCAGAGGUGCCUUGAAUGCUACAGGAGGAUCACCCGGAAAACUGCCAGCCUCCGAUGCAGUUUCUGGAUUACCUGUCAGACGAGAAAGCUGGCACAACGGUGUCUCAUACCCAGUGACUGCUCAUGAACAACAGGCGAAGCAACUGUCCCAGCUGCCUGAGAACUGGACGCAUUCCUAG